Molecule: messenger RNA, 2867 nt
Organism: Haemorhous mexicanus (house finch)
Lineage: Eukaryota; Metazoa; Chordata; Aves; Passeriformes; Fringillidae
Gene: CPSF2
Product: cleavage and polyadenylation specific factor 2
Exons: 15
Coding region: 151-2499 (782 amino acids)
Biological process (GO): mRNA 3'-end processing by stem-loop binding and cleavage
Cellular component (GO): mRNA cleavage and polyadenylation specificity factor complex
Molecular function (GO): RNA binding
Source: RefSeq, a predicted model, not a curated record
UGGCGGGCUCGCGGUGGUGCCGCCCGCUACCCUUCCGCCGGCUGCCCCUCCUCCGCGCCGUCCGCAAGAUGGCGGCGAGCGCGGCGCGGGCUGGGGGUGGUUGAGGGCGGCAGAUUAGUUCUUUUGGAGAUUAAACACUUGGAGAGGAAAAUGACAUCGAUUAUCAAGUUGACUACGCUCUCGGGGGUGCAGGAGGAAUCUGCCCUCUGCUAUCUUUUGCAAGUAGAUGAGUUUCGUUUUCUUUUGGACUGUGGCUGGGAUGAAAACUUUUCAAUGGAUAUUAUUGAUUCUCUGAGGAAGCAUGUACACCAGGUUGAUGCUGUUCUUCUUUCCCACCCUGACCCUCUACACCUUGGUGCACUUCCAUAUGCAGUUGGAAAAAUGGGAUUGAAUUGUGCCAUUUAUGCAACUAUUCCUGUAUAUAAAAUGGGACAGAUGUUUAUGUAUGAUCUCUACCAGUCCCGCCAUAAUACUGAAGAUUUCACACUCUUUACAUUGGAUGAUGUAGAUGCAGCCUUUGAUAAGAUACAACAGCUGAAGUUUUCUCAGAUUGUGAACUUAAAAGGUAAAGGACAUGGUUUGUCAAUCACACCAUUGCCAGCUGGUCACAUGAUAGGAGGCACAAUUUGGAAGAUUGUCAAGGAUGGGGAGGAAGAAAUUGUUUAUGCCGUUGAUUUCAACCACAAGAGGGAGAUCCAUCUGAAUGGAUGUUCCUUGGAAAUGUUGAGCAGGCCUUCAUUGCUUAUUACAGAUUCAUUUAAUGCUACUUACGUACAACCCAGGAGGAAGCAAAGGGAUGAACAGCUGCUGACUAAUGUUUUGGAGACAUUACGAGGUGAUGGAAAUGUAUUAAUAGCCGUGGAUACAGCAGGCAGAGUUCUGGAACUUGCUCAGCUUCUUGAUCAGAUCUGGAGAACAAAAGAUGCAGGAUUGGGGGUCUACUCUCUUGCACUUUUGAAUAAUGUCAGCUACAAUGUAGUGGAGUUCUCUAAGUCACAGGUUGAAUGGAUGAGUGACAAGUUGAUGAGGUGCUUUGAAGACAAGAGAAACAACCCUUUUCAAUUCCGCCAUCUCUCCUUAUGUCACAGUCUGUCUGAUCUGGCUCGAGUGCCUAGUCCUAAAGUUGUUCUUGCCAGUCAGCCUGACUUGGAGUGUGGGUUUUCUAGAGAUCUUUUCAUUCAGUGGUGCCAGGAUUCCAAAAACUCUAUCAUUUUAACUUAUCGCACUACACCUGGAACAUUAGCCCGAUUCCUGAUAGACAAUCCUUCUGAAAAAGUUAUAGAUAUUGAGUUGAGAAAACGUGUCAAGUUGGAAGGAAAAGAACUUGAAGAAUACCUAGAAAAGGAAAAACUAAAGAAAGAGGCAGCUAAGAAGUUAGAGCAGUCUAAAGAGGCAGAUAUUGAUUCCAGUGAUGAGAGUGAUGCUGAAGAGGAUAUUGAUCAGCCAACUUUACAUAAGACCAAGCAUGAUUUGAUGAUGAAAGGUGAAGGUAGCCGGAAAGGAAGCUUCUUCAAACAGGCAAAAAAAUCUUAUCCAAUGUUUCCAGCUCCUGAAGAAAGAAUUAAAUGGGAUGAAUAUGGUGAAAUUAUCAAACCUGAGGAUUUUCUAGUUCCAGAGCUUCAAGCAACAGAAGAAGAAAAAAGCAAAUUAGAGUCUGGUUUGACAAAUGGAGAGGAGCCUAUGGAUCAGGAUUUAUCAGAUGUUCCUACCAAAUGUAUUUCUGCAACAGAAUCCAUGGAAAUUAAAGCCAGAGUUACAUACAUUGACUAUGAAGGACGUUCAGACGGGGACUCAAUUAAAAAAAUUAUUAACCAAAUGAAACCAAGACAACUGGUGAUUGUCCAUGGACCACCUGAGGCCAGUCAGGACCUUGCAGAAUGUUGCAGAGCUUUUGGUGGAAAAGAUAUUAAAGUUUACAUGCCCAAACUUCAUGAAACUGUAGAUGCUACAAGUGAAACUCACAUUUACCAGGUCAGGUUGAAAGAUUCUCUUGUCAGCUCUCUUCAGUUCUGUAAAGCCAAGGAUGCCGAGUUGGCUUGGAUAGAUGGUGUUCUGGACAUGAGGGUUUCAAAAGUGGAUACUGGAGUUAUUUUGGAGGAGGGAGAGUUGAGGGAAGAUGAAGACUUAGAAAUGCAAGUGGAUGUGCCUUCUUCAGACUCAAGUGUGAUUGCACAACAGAAGGCCAUGAAAAGCCUCUUUGGUGAUGAUGACAAGGAGAUGUGUGAGGAGAGCGAGAUCAUUCCUACUUUGGAACCUCUGCCACCUCAUGAGGUUCUUGGGCAUCAGUCUGUGUUUAUGAAUGAGCCAAGACUGUCUGACUUCAAGCAGGUUCUCUUGCGGGAAGGUAUACAAGCUGAAUUUGUUGGAGGAGUGCUUGUGUGCAACAACCUGGUGGCUGUCCGCAGGACUGAAACAGGGCGUAUUGGAUUGGAAGGCUGCCUCUGCCAGGACUUCUAUAGGAUAAGAGACCUUUUAUAUGAGCAAUAUGCUAUUGUCUAAGAAAAGUGCUGCAAAGGUGUUUUCACUUGAACUUUUACAGACAAUGGAGGUUUCUCCCAGUCCUGACUUUUUGUAGUUUUCUAAUUUAUACAGGGAAACCUAAUUCAUAAAGAACAGUUAGCUGCAAUGAACAUGUGAGUAACUGCUACUGUUGUUCAUAAAUCUGUUGGUACAUUCCAUGUAGUUGACUCUUAAACUGUUACAACUCAGCAUCUCCCACAUAACACAUUAUAAAUGAGUUUAUGACUGAAUGCUUCUCAGGAGAGGUUCAAUUUGUCAGGGCAUGUUUUGGUUUCACAGAUUUCCUGUCAAAGAGUACGAAACAUGUAAAUGUCAUUCUUUUGUUCUAAAAUAAGAUUGGAUAAAGA